Messenger RNA from Ilyonectria robusta, 462 nucleotides. RefSeq lists its product as uncharacterized. NCBI's taxonomy places the organism in Eukaryota, Fungi, Ascomycota, Sordariomycetes, Hypocreales, Nectriaceae. The coding region runs from base 1 to 462 and encodes 153 amino acids. The record is from RefSeq and is a predicted model, not a curated record. The transcript has 2 exons.
AUGGGUAGCUUUAUAUCGCGCGAAGCUAGGUCGAUAGACGUACGAAGACGAACAAGCCAGCAAAGUGAAACUUUCCACCCUGAAAGAAUAUCCACAGAUAGAAAAUGCGCUAUGUGUAGAGGACGUCGGUCUCAGAAGCAACACAAAGAGUCUAGUAGCAUCCUAGAUCAAUUUAUCUGUUCGAGACAGCAAUGUAUGGAGUUUAAAGAUCUCCUGGCUGCCUCACUUCAUAGCAGACCAGUUAUUAUCGAGAACCACCACCAUUAUCACAAGACAGAACCAGAGUUAGCUACGCCAAUUAGUCUUGCUGAGUUACCGGGUGAGAGCUUGACAGUUCAUACAGAGCUGCCUACCUACAAUGCGCACGUUGAAUAUCUGGCUGAGGUAGAGGACACACCUCCUGCUGUGGAUACCUCUACUAAACCAUUGAUGGAAUAUAUGAAGGGUUAUGUACAUCUAUAA